ACCCAAUCAAAGUGUUUAAUGGGCGGAGCUUACGACUGUCUUACUGCUGUAUUCAGACUCCACAGGUUAAACGACGAUGGCGAGCCAGGGGAAAGAUCAAGUUUCAGGUCAGGUUGAGACCGAUCAUGAUUCGGCACAACGUGUUACUACUGCAGGGCAGGGAGGAGGCCGGACAGAGAUGGACGCUCAGUUUCGCAAAGCUUAUAAAAUCGACCCAAACGAGGAGUACAACAUGAAGCACAAACGCAGAGGUCUGGCUCUCAUCUUUAACCAGGAGAACUUUUACUGGCAGCUCAGGUUGUACCCUCGAAGCGGAACCAAUGCAGACCGGGACAACCUCAAACGCAGGUUUGAGAAGCUGGACUUUGAGGUGAAGGUUUACAAUGAUAAGAAACAGGAAGAGGUUGUGCACAUCAUCUCAGAAGCUGCAAAAGCUAAUCACGUAGAUGCUGACUGCUUUGUCUGCGUGUUCCUGAGCCACGGGGAAAAUGGACACGUUUACGCCAACGACGGCCAGAUCGAAAUCAAGGACAUUACAUCUCUGUUCAGAGGAGACAAAUGUCCAAGUCUGGUGGGGAAACCAAAGAUCUUCAUCCUGCAGGCAUGUCGUGGGGACAAACACGAUGAUCCGGUCACUCCCAUGGACAUGGUGGACAGCAAGGACGUCAAUCAGGUGAUGGUGGACGCCGGGGUGGUUCAGACUCUCCCCGCAGGAGCCGACUUCAUCAUGUGCUACUCGGUAGCCGAGGGUUUCUACUCUCACCGUGAGACAAUGAACGGUUCCUGGUUUGUUCAGGAUCUGUGUGAGCUGCUUGAGCAGUACGGCUCCACGCUGGAGUUCACCGAGCUCCUCAUGCUCGUCAACCGCAAAGUGUCUCACCGCAGUGUGCAGAACUGCAGAGACCUCUCAGCAAUCGGCAAGAAACAGGUGCCCUGCUUCGCCUCCAUGCUCACCAAGAAGCUCUACUUCAGGCCCAAGAGCAGGGACUAUGUGUAGACACACUCACGUACACACACACACACACACAUCAGAUUUUGAUUUAUCUUUCAGCUUAAAGCCAUGAUACAGCAGGAGAGAGAGGUGCAGGGGAACAGUUACUUCGUUUACAAAAGCUCACUGGGUUUACAAAAGUGAUAUUCAUGCUCAGACGCAGACUCAUGAGAGGUUUGCUUUCUUAACACUCUGCUGAGGAACCAAUGAGCAUGAACUGUUAUUGCAGGAAACAUGGAGCUGUAACGAGACCAGUAAGAGUUAUGUCAGGGAAUAUUGUGUUGGGAAACUGAUGGAAAUUGAGGGUUAUCUUAUUAAAACUAGGGAACAAAUCUGAGUUGCAGCUAAUACAAAAAGGAUUACUAGGAAUAAUAAUAAAAAGUAAACCAGUAAAAAUGGUGCAUUAUCUCAGGCUUUCAUGGACAAUGUCAUCUUAAUAAGGGCAUAGAAAUGGAACCUUAACCUUAUAUAACCUUAUACUGGGUAACUAGUAACAGGAUUAGUUUGUGGAACUUUUAGGGUUGUUUAAAGGGGACCAAUGACAGUAGUCAGGUAGAAUAAGGAACCAAUGGAAAUCAUGGAACCAGUUUUUAAAAUGGCUGUUCUACUGAGAACCCAAUGAAAGGAGAAGAUAAUAUCAGGGAACUAAUUAAAAUGCAUGGUUAAUUUUAUAUGUCACGCUGGAUAUAAGGGGGUCUGCCAAAUGCUGUAAAUGUACAUGUCAUUUCAGGGACUUAACAAACAGCAGGCUUGGUAGGGGACAAAUAUAAAGGUUGGAUUAUCUCAGGGAUUCACUGAAAAACAAAGGGUUAGGUUUGAGAGCCGAUAAUCAAUAAAUGGUUACCUCAGGAAUCCACUUAAACAUUUCUUUCUCAAGUUUUUCGAGGUCUCAGACGUACCGAUUCCCACCGGUCUCGGCAGCAAAGCUUCUCCUUUCCUUCAGGCGCUGAGGUUUCUGUAAUCGUUUCUUAAAACUGGUGGAACUCUGCAGAUGUUUCACUUCCCUCAUCCACACAUGGUGAAUUUUCCUGACAUUGGUGUUAUUAGUAAAGUCUGAGCACCGAGUUUGAUUCACCUGUUUAACCGGUUUGUUUUCUCUGAAGCAAAAAAUGCAAAAGAAACGAGCACACAGAUUUCCUCUGGGUUUUUUUUCUGGUAUUGUGAGCAGGUGAAUUUGCAGCACAGAGAUUCAUUGUGUUGGUUUUAAAAACUAAUUUAAGGUACGUAAUAAACACAGUAGCCGCUGCUUUACCUUUAAGUUUACCACAGGGUUUAACACAGCUGUACCUGGACAACACCUUUACUUUGGUCACUGGACACAAAAACAUACUUCAAACUAGUGAUACAAUCGUGUGUGUUUUUCCUGAUAAUCCUGUAAAAUCCAAUCAGAGCACAUGAGCAUUAAGGCUAGUUGAGUAAACCUAGCUGAAACAGUGAUCAAGCUCUUCCGUAAACGCCAUCCCACUGACCAGACCUUCCCAAGUGACACUGAGCGCUAAAGAUGAACAUCCUGUUUACAUUUAGUGAUGGGGAAAGCUGACUGGCUGAUGACAGCUAUGUUUGUGUAACUCAGACCUCAUCAUAUGUCCACUCAGAGGUUAGAAACACGACGCCGUACGCCAGAUUUGAGCCUGAUUGGAUGUACAGUUCAUGAGAAACAGCUAUUUGAGUAAAUUUAAACUCCGCCCCUCGAUGAUUUCUUGCGAUGUGGCAGCCAUAUUGUUAUCUUUCAUGAAAUUUAGAGUCUGUUGCAUAUUUUGUUGUUGCAUAUCAGGUUGGUGAACAUUUAUAUGAAAGAAACUAUCAUGCUUGUUAGGAAAAGGUCUAGAAUAUCAUGACCGUAAGUAAAUGUACGCUAAUCCCUGAGUGGACUUUAAUGGUUUCCUCUGGUGCUUGGACCCCUAAUUUCGCUCCCAUGAUCUCAGUCCACACACAUUUACUCUGUAAUUCUCUGUAUGUUUCUUGAAGCAAUAAUCAGGUCAGGUUUAACCUGUUGAUGAUUCAUUAUUGAUGUCACUUCACAAUCUGAGAACAAGUCACACUUUUGUACGCCGAAAUCAUGUUCGUUAGAAAAGGGAAUCCAUGUUUUUAUCUCUGGCUCUGUUAUAGUAAUGAAGCGUUUUAUUCAGCUUGUGUAUAAAUUCAUCACCAGCAUUUAAAAGCUGUAGCAUAAACGUUUGUUGGUCAGUUUUGUGAAUAGUGUGUCCUGUAGGCUGUAGACAGUGUCCAAUCAGGCAUCAAAAUAUCUGAAUAUAACAGACGAAACACUACCAAAGUCUUAACAGGCGAUGAUUAUAUGACGGUUUUUAAACAUUUUAGCACACUGAAGCCUAGAAAACAUUCUCUUGUGUGGAAAGUCACACUGUUAGUCAAAAAAACAUGAGUGUUUACAUUUUACAAGAAACACUACUACUAAGAUUAAAGCUUUUCUCAGAUCGGAUUUAAAACACUGGACUUUUCCAUUAGCACUAACGUGAAGACUUUAAUGCUGUUCUGUUGAGAGAGACACUACAUUCGGGAGAGCAGACGUUGCACCUUGCUGUAUUUUAUAUCUGAUGACUUCUUCUCGUCUGAUUCGUCUUCACCUGUCUGAUCUCUGGUGGUGGGUUUGCACCUUAUAUCACACCUUUAUACACCUUUAUGUUUUGAAUUCAUCCGGGAUGAUCGAUGUUAAGAAUCUGUCUUUAUUCAUGAUGUGGCUGUGGUUUGAGUAAUAAAAGAAUAAAUAAAGA
Molecule: messenger RNA, 3723 nt
Organism: Hemibagrus wyckioides
Lineage: Eukaryota; Metazoa; Chordata; Actinopteri; Siluriformes; Bagridae
Product: caspase-6-like
Exons: 8
Coding region: 77-997 (306 amino acids)
Biological process (GO): proteolysis; apoptotic process
Cellular component (GO): cytoplasm
Source: RefSeq, a predicted model, not a curated record